This is a messenger RNA of Akanthomyces muscarius, 213 nucleotides long. RefSeq lists its product as uncharacterized. The coding region runs from base 1 to 213 and encodes 70 amino acids. The transcript has 3 exons. The record is from RefSeq and is a predicted model, not a curated record. Lineage: Eukaryota; Fungi; Ascomycota; Sordariomycetes; Hypocreales; Cordycipitaceae.
AUGGAAACCACGUCACAGCGCACACGCGAGCUACAGGCCGAGUUCAGUGGACCGGAACAGACAGACGAUACACUGGGACACCAGGGGCCUCCGAAAGUCAGGUGGAUUCAUCUUCCGGUGAAUAAUAUGAAAUGGCAUGAAGAUGUGUGUUUGAAGCUGAACUCUGAGCUCAAGCUCAAAGAAGUUGAGGAAACGCUCACAAAUUAUGAAUGA